UACUUUUAGAGCACAGAGCAAGUCUAUUAUUAUUUUGUGGGAAAGAAGAGAGCGAGAGAGAGGGCUAUCAUGACAUAGAUAAAUUCAACCACCAUAUUUUCCUUUGAGCAAAGUUUCUGCAGGAAGAACAGAGAGAUAGAGAGUAACUGAGCUACAACUACUGAUGAGGUACAUGUGGUAGGUGGUGGGUGUAGAAAGAGGAUAUCACUUGUUUUGUGCACUGUUCACUCACUCUAAGAAAGCUCAAACUUGUAAUUGUACCAAAAGAUAGUUGGAGAGUGGGAGUGGAAUCUACCACCAACACCAAACAAUGGAUUCAUAUGAAGCAACAAAGAUUGUUUUCCAAAGGAUUCAAAACUUAGAUCCUGAAAAUGCCUCUAAAAUCAUGGGAUUUCUUCUGAUUCAAGAUCAUGGUGAGAAAGAAAUGAUUCGCUUAGCUUUUGGCCCUGAAGCUCUGGUUCACUCAGUGAUUCUCAAAGCCAGAAAAGAACUGGGUUUAUCUUCAAACACACCUUCCUCGCCGUCGACGCCUUCUUCUCCGGCGCCUUUCAACAAUCCUCAGCUUUCUCUCUCCAGACAGAGCUCUUUUUCAGGCUCUUCUCGGCUUCUUGGUGGUAUAAAUAUAAAUCUUCCCUCUCCUCUUAGCAUACCAAACCAGUCUUCAUCUUCUCCAUCUUCUUGGGCCUCAAGCUUUUCUGAUUUUCAAAACCCAGAAGUUCUUGCGAGUCCUAGUUCAAAUUCAAAUCCAUAUGGCGGUGCUUCAAGUAAUGGAAUCAGUAAUUUAACAACUGGGUCAUCGUCUUCAACCAUGAACUCAUCUGCUCCUCCUUUUUAUGGCCGUGGAGAGGCAGACCUGAUUGAUGAAUUUCAGCUCCAAGAUCAGUUCUCUUUCCUCAACGAUGGGCCAAAAAACUCUGAUUUGUACUACCCACCACCGGAUUUAGCACCCAGCCCCAACGCAAGCGGCGGCGAUGGUAUGAACUUCCCUUAUGCUAACUGGGUUGGCUCCACCAACGGCCUCCCCCACAGGCGGAGCUGUUCGGUGAGUGACGUCUGUGCAGAUGACCCAGCUGGUGGGUUUGGGUGGAAACCUUGCUUGUAUUUUGCUAGAGGGUACUGUAAAAAUGGCAGUAGUUGCAGGUUUGUUCAUGGCGGCCUCGCUGAGGCCGCCAUGGUUGGUGCAGAUGGUGCGGCCAUGGCUGGUUCACCCAGCAAGUUUGAAACUGUGGAGCAGUGCCAAGAGCUUCUCAGAUCUAAAUCAGCCCACCAACAAAGAUUAGCUUCAGUUUCUCAGCUCAUGGGCUCUUCAAAUUUUCCAAAUUACUGUUCUGUGGUAGCCAACAAACGAAUUAAUUUUCUUCUCCAACAACAACAAUUACAGGCUGAUCAUAGCCCAAGGGCAAUGAUGAUGGGUGAAGAUGUCAACAAAUUUGGACGGUCCAGGCUUGAAAGAAACGAUUUCUCCAUUAAUGGCGGUCUGGGAAUGGUGAACAACCCGGGUUCAAGGCAGAUUUACUUGACAUUUCCAGCUGAUAGUACUUUCAGAGAAGAAGAUGUAUCCAAUUACUUCAGUAUUUUUGGGCCAGUUCAAGAUGUGAGGAUUCCAUAUCAACAGAAGAGAAUGUUUGGGUUUGUUACAUUUGUGUAUCCAGAGACUGUGAAGCUCAUUCUUGCCAAAGGGAACCCUCAUUUUGUGUGUGAUGCGAGGGUGCUUGUCAAGCCUUACAAGGAGAAAGGCAAAGUCCCAGACAAGUUCAGGAAGCAACAGCAGCAACAAGUGGAGAGUUGUGGUAGCCCUACUGGUUUAGAUGCAAGAGACCCUUAUGAUCUUCAGCUGGGAGCUGGGAUGUUUUACAACACUCAGGACAUGUUAUGGAGGAGGAAGUUAGAGGAACAAGCUGAUUUGCAACAAGCCAUUGAGAUUCAAAGUCGGAGAUUGAUGGGUCUGCAACUUCUUGAUGUGAAGAGGAACUCCCAUCAGCGUACCCUCUCUACCGGCGCUGCAAUUCCUUCUCCCAUGAACACCCCCAACGUUUUCAAUGAAACUAUCUUCAGUACUCCUUCAGAUCACAGCAGCCCAGAAGUAAUUGAAGAGAAUGGUGGUUCAAGUCUGGCAAUGGCGAUUGCUGCAACUGUUACAGCUGAUCAGCACUUGCAUCAAAAUGUGAUUGAGAAAGAGAGAGACUUGUCAACUCUCAGGGACGAAAGUGGCAAUGGCAAAGAAAGCUCUCGUAAGCAAGAAAGUGAUUUACCUGAAAGCUUGGAGCACAACCUUCCUGAUAGCCCCUUUGCAUCUCCUAAAGCUGCUGGAGAUUACAUGACAGGCUUCUCAAAUGCUGCUGGUGAGGCUGAAAAGAAUGCCGCUUUUUCUCCACCUUCUGCUGCUAACAAUAACUUGAUCACUUCAUCCUUACUUCCUGCUACUUCAACAUUGGACAUGGCUUCCUUGAAAUCAUGUUACUUCCAAGCUCCCAGGUUUUCUUCUGGUCAUGGAGCCAUUGAAAUGUAGGGUGCUCAUACCCGGUUUGGCUUUAGCUUCCUUAGGUUAGGAAGAAGAUUGAUAAGUGUGACCAAUAACAAAAACCCAUAUAGCAGAGAUCUGUAGAGAAGUCACCACCAGACAUCAUCACCAUUCUCAAUCAUAAAUACUAUACUACUACAAUACAAAUGCAUACACAAAAGGCAGUGAAGCAAGUGGGUCAGCCAUUUUCUCUCUCCAUUUCCUAUCUCUUUCAUAUCAGUAAUUGAAGUUGGACCACAGGUAAAGAAAUAGUCACAAUAGUCAAAGAAUCGAUGUAUGACAGUGAAAUUCCGGGACUCUGUAAUUUUCAUCCCUUUUUCUCACCAUGAAUGGCUUUCCCAGUUUGUAUCCAGCAGGAAAUAUAGUUUGUUAGUCUGUAUUACUUUUUAGGAAAUACAGUUGAUGUAUAGCAGAAGAAGCAGAUCACAGAAAGAUGAAGAAGUGGAAAAAAGAUGUGAUAUCAUAUGUAACUACAAGACUGAUUUGGUACUCAAAAAGGGAAGUGUGAGAUCUUUAAAGUAUUUCAGAGAGAAAGGAAGGUAAAUAGUCAGAUCAGUUCAGUAGUUUAGUUACAAUAGAAAUGGUAGAUUUUCUGUCUAAAUUACCUUGCUGUUGCUCUUACUGUAUUUGUUUUGCGGGUCGAACUAAGAUAUCGAAAAGGGUUCGACUAUGGUUCCCAUUACCUCCUCUUUUCAAUAUUCAAUAUAUAAAAAAUUGUGAUACGUGUAAAGUUGUUUUAUUCUAUAAUUUUAGUUCGCCAAAUAAAAAUAACUAUAUAU
Messenger RNA from Ilex paraguariensis (yerba mate), 3300 nucleotides. Lineage: Eukaryota; Viridiplantae; Streptophyta; Magnoliopsida; Aquifoliales; Aquifoliaceae. The record is from the annotation of a GenBank genome assembly.